AUGUUGGGAUAGAUCAUCUGAAGGUUCACAACCUCUCUGGUCCGUAGGAGGUGCUAUGAGGAGGGUCCAGAGGCAAAUUUGCAAUUUUCAGUGAAAAAAAAAUGGCAGUUAUUACUUAUGAUGACUUUGUACUUUGGAUCUGAAUUUGUUGCACCUUUCAUCAUACUGAGAUGCCAGUUGAUUAAGAUAUAA
Messenger RNA from Erinaceus europaeus (western European hedgehog), 192 nucleotides. Its product is annotated as cytochrome c oxidase subunit 7C, mitochondrial-like. Gene Ontology annotation, biological process: mitochondrial electron transport, cytochrome c to oxygen. Lineage: Eukaryota; Metazoa; Chordata; Mammalia; Eulipotyphla; Erinaceidae. The transcript has a single exon. The record is from RefSeq and is a predicted model, not a curated record.